CUCACUCACUCACUCACUCACUCACUCACUUAUUUUAAUUAUCAUUAUAAUGGAUACAGAAUAUAGAAAAAAAGUAAACUCUCCUCAUGAAUCUGAUAAAGAUACUUGUGAAUAUGUAGAAGAAACAUGGCUUCCUGCUAUUAAACGCCGUCGUAGAUUCACGAUAAACGAAACUCGAAUUUUAGAAGAAGAAUAUGAAAUCAAUUCUAGUCCAAAUCAAGAAAAGAUACAAGCUAUAGCAAAUCGUAUAUCGACUCCACGAAAAAUCGUGACGACUUGGUUUCAAAACAGAAGGGCGAAAAACAAAAGACGACAAAGGAUAGCGAAAAAAGAAGAAGAAGAAGAUGAUGAUGAUGAAGAAGAAGAUUUGUCUUCUCAAAAUGCUACAGAAGAAGAGCAAGCAAUAAAUGAUAUAAUUCCAAACGAUAGUAAUGAAAACAAUGAUCAUAUUGCUAAUGAGAUAAUUGUAAAUGAAAAUGCCUAUUAUGCAACUAAUGUGAAUUCUACUAUCGAGACGUCACUUCAAAACAGUGAUAAUAUAACAGAAUUAGGAAGUAAUCAUGUUGAGCUCAUGGCAUCUUCUGAUCCAUGUGUUGAGCAAAAGGUUAUUCCUACUACUGAAGCAGAGCUUCGGCUAUGGCUGCCACUCUUUAAUACACAUGAUAACCAACAUCAAGAUAUUAUUCUAAAUAAUUAUUUCCCGUAUCUGCACAACAAUAGCAAUGAGCAAAAUCUUAGUUAUAAUCACAGAUCCCAUGAAUUCCUGCAACAACAAGAAAGUUAUGCUACAAUCGAUGAUGAUCUUAUCGACAAAGGACGAGUUUUCCCUUAUUACAUAAAUGAGCUCUUUCCUGUUUCUAAUCCAACUUUUACAGUCUUAAAUAGCGAGAAUCAGUUUUAUAUUAGUCCUUUAGAUUUAAACUUCUAUCAUCAUUAUCAAGGUGAAGAAGAGGAAUGAAUACUUGUCUAAUUGAUUAUUUCUAUAUAUUAUAUAAAUAAAGAGUUUUUUUUUGUUUUUACUAUUAAUAAAUUUAAAGAAUAAACAAG
Molecule: messenger RNA, 1047 nt
Organism: Cokeromyces recurvatus
Lineage: Eukaryota; Fungi; Mucoromycota; Mucoromycetes; Mucorales; Mucoraceae
Exons: 1
Coding region: 50-958 (302 amino acids)
Biological process (GO): cell differentiation; regulation of transcription by RNA polymerase II
Molecular function (GO): RNA polymerase II cis-regulatory region sequence-specific DNA binding
Source: RefSeq, a predicted model, not a curated record